CUGUCCUUUUUCUCCUCCAAUAGAUUUGGCUGAACUCUUUUCAGUUCUCCGUCGUCGAAAGCAACUGUUGUAUUACCUUUCGUUCAACGCGGCUCUUUCAGCCAUACUUCGCUGAUACAGUGGAUUGUUGGAAACUCGAAUGAAUGGCAAUUGUGCCUUUCAAGGUUGAUUGCUCUGGUGAGCGGAUCAGAGAGGCAGGGUAGUAUCAAACGCGUUCAAGGCAGAAGUGGCAGCUGGUAUGUCUAAUCAUCAUUUUUUGCACGCUAUAAAACGGCACACGGUCUCUUGCAACAACUAUGGACUCAUUACAGACCCCCAUUCCUGUUCUUGCAUCAACCCAAGAAAACUCGAGGUGCACCACGUUUUGCCCGCCAGUGCUGGAUGGAUCAUUGACUAUAUUGGAUAUGUGCGAUUGGCAUCGCAAGCACUCCUCUCAUCAUCGUCUAUUCCUCUUUCCCCACUCAGAUGGCUCCGUGCGUACAAUAACAUGGAGUGAUGCUGUCGAUGCCAUCUAUCGUGGAGUAUAUAUCAUUCAAGACCGUGUCAAGAUCUACAAUUCAUCUGAAGCCUCGACUCCAGUGGUUGCGAUCCUCGCCCAGUCAGAGACCAUGUCCUACAGCCUCACUAAACUGAGCAUCAUGCGUUCCAACUUCAUUCCGUUCCUCAUAUCUCCCCGUAACUCGCCUGAAAGUGUUGCCCAUUUGCUGGCAACAGCUGGCGUUCAACAUGUGCUAGUCAGCGGGGAUGCCACGUGCAGUACACUCGUCGAAGCCGCCCUAGCGAUCCUGAAACGUGAAACUAGCGAUAGCCCUUCAUCGCUUCCUAUUAGCAUCACUUCCUCCCCUAUGCUAGUUUUCGAUGAUCUCUUUCCAAAUACAACAGAGGACCACAUCGAAUCUUUUCAACCCGACCCAAUCCUGCGCAAAAAACUUGAGGAUGUCGUCGUCUAUGUACAUACUUCCGGGUCUACUUCUCAUCCCAAGAUCAUCCCGUGGACCAACCGAAAAUUGAUCGAAGUCGGAAUCGCUCCACACUAUGGUGCAGUGGAUAUGACGAACUCCGUCGUCUCUAUCCACAGCUUGCCAAUGUCUCAUAGUUUUGCCUGCUUCCUGUUCUACAUCGCAGUCACUACCGGGUAUGUGCUAGCCUGUUUUCAGCCUCAGGUAACGCCCGUAGUGCCCACCGCGGACAACAUCCUCACGGCAAGCGAGGCGACAGACUGCGACUACGUAUUCACUGUUCCAAGCGUUGGCGAGGAGUGGGCGCGCCGCCCUGAACGACUCAAAUGGCUGGCGACGAAAGGCGGUCUCGUAGUGGGAGGAGGUCCGCUCAGUAAAGAAGCUGGAGACAAGCUGGCAGCAGAGGCCAUCCCGGUCAUUGUAUUGUUCGGCUUGACUGAAAUUGGGCCAGUCAGCCCUUUCCUCUCAAGGCCAAUGACGAAAGACUGGGAGUAUUUUGAGUUGGGCCGACACUGCAAGACCCGGCUUAUCUCUCAAAACGAUGGAACUUAUGAGUUGAUCCUUCUGCCAUCUCCCACCUGUAUACCCUCCGUCUAUAACAUCAAAGUUGACGGGAUGGACGGGUAUACUACCUCGGACCUUCUGGCCCCCCAUCCCACCGAGAAAGGCUAUUGGAGAGUGUUUGGGCGGAGCGAUGACCUGAUUGUUCAUGCUAAUGGGGAAAAGACUAACCCCGGCCCGUUGGAAGCGAUUUUGAAAAAGGAUCCUCAUAUCCGUUCGGUCAUUCUUUUCGGAAGGGGUCAGUUACAGGUCGGUGUCCUGGUCGAACCGGAAAAUCCGAAGAGCUUCAAGAACCUUGAUGAAUUUAGAAACACUAUAUGGCCAACAGUAGAGAAGAUGAACGCCUUCGCGCCACAACAUUCGAGGUUAUUCAAGGAGAUGAUCCUGAUUGCUGACGCGGCCAAACCAUUUAGAUAUACGGCCAAAGGCUCAGUGAGGCGACAGCUCCUUCUGAAGGACUAUGAGGAUGAAAUAUCCAAGUUAUACGAAGAUGUCGAAACCAGCACACAGCCAGACAUACCCGCGCCGUCUCAUUGGGACACCAUCUCCUGCAGGAACUUUGUUCGUAAAGUCGUAAGGAGUGUGUUGCCAAAUGGGGUGGGAGAUGAUGAUGACCUGUUUUUGCACGGGUGUGAUAGCCUUCGCGCGACAUGGAUACGAAAUACGACUCUCCGGGGUAUACGCAACACAACCAAGCUAGAUACACGACAGGCAGCCUGGAAUAUGGUCUACGAAUACCCCACCAUCGCAGAGCUCGGCCGUUAUCUGCUUCAUGUGGUAACCCAUCGAAGCUUUUCGGUGCAUGGAGAGGACAUGAUCUCGCCAGAGGAAUCCACAAUCCAAACUAUGCAACGUUUAGUCGAGAACUAUUCCGGUCGUCUUCCAGAUUCCCCCUGUAACGCAGGGAAAGGCACAUGCAAGAAUAAAGUGGUUCUGUUGACAGGCUCUACUGGUGCAUUUGGAUCCUUUAUUCUCGCCAGUCUGAUCCCGGAUGGAGACGUGUCCCGAGUCUACGCGUUGAAUCGUGCCAAAGGUUCCAAUUUUGAUCCCAUCGGUAUUAGACAACAGAAGGCGUUCCGGGAGAGAGGUCUGGAUGAAAAACUCCUCUUAUCGGAGAAACUCGAGUUAUUAGAGGGGAACCUGUUGGAAGAUGGUUUUGGGCUACAGUUGACUGUUCUUCAGGAGAUGCAACAGUCGGUUACCCAUAUCAUUCACAAUGCUUGGCCUGUCAAUUUCAAUCUCAGUCUAAAAUCGUUUGAACCGGCGAUAAUGGGUUUGCAGAGCCUCCUCGAUCUCGCGAUCAAACACGGGUCCCACUUCCUCUUCGUUAGCUCCGUCGGAGUCUUGAGUAAUGCAUCGGAAAACGGUACCAUGCCCGAAACCUCUACUCGUCCGCAAACCGCUCUGGGAAAUGGAUAUGCAGAAUCGAAGUGGGUCUCGGAAGAGAUCGUAUUGAGGGCUUCUCGGGAGCGUGGACUGUGUGCUGUUAUUGCGCGUGUGGGCCAGGUGUGCGGGAGCAGCGAGAACGGUGCUUGGAGUACACAAGAAUGGGCACCUGCUUUGAUUCAGGGCUCAGCUAAGCUAGGAUGUAUCCCUACCGAUGGCCGAAUAGUGACCUGGAUAACUCCGCAUGUGGCUUCUCGCGCUAUCGUCGAUUUUCUCGACGUCGCUGCGACUUCUGGCAGUGGGAGCAUAAUGCACGUCAGGAAUCCCAAUCCAAUAUCUUGGGCAUCUCUGGCGAAGAUGAUAGCGACGGAGCUGAAGCUGGAGACAGUCUCAUAUGAGGAGUGGUUGAAUAGGCUCGAAUCAAGGUGGAUUAAUGGACGGGGAAAAAAUGAAGAAAUUCGUGCAAUUUGUCUCUUAACGUUCUUUAGAGCUUUACUUGGCACCAGCGAUUCAGAGACGCGUGAAGCGUUUGGAAUGCCGCUUAUGGAUAUUCGGAAUGCGGUGGAUGCCUCUCGGACAUUGGCUGACAGUGAAGUGGAGAAACUGGGAGAGGUUGAUGUGAAGCGUUGGAUUGGGCAUUGGAAGAAAGUGGGAUUCGUGUGAUGGUCAAUGUCUCUAAUCUGGUUUGCUGCGCUAUCGAUAUCAGUUCAAGUCAACGAACAAACGGAAUGUUUUGAUUAUUAUUAUUUACUACUUAAUACAUAAUCGUAAAUAUCUA
Molecule: messenger RNA, 3684 nt
Organism: Marasmius oreades (fairy-ring Marasmius)
Lineage: Eukaryota; Fungi; Basidiomycota; Agaricomycetes; Agaricales; Marasmiaceae
Product: putative NRPS-like protein biosynthetic cluster
Exons: 20
Coding region: 297-3569 (1090 amino acids)
Source: RefSeq, a predicted model, not a curated record